Molecule: messenger RNA, 747 nt
Organism: Protopolystoma xenopodis
Lineage: Eukaryota; Metazoa; Platyhelminthes; Monogenea; Polystomatidea; Polystomatidae
Source: the annotation of a GenBank genome assembly
AUGCUAUUCAAAGAUGCAUGUGAACAAGAGAAGUUACCAACUGCACCGAGCGGUAACUUGCCACCAAGCAAACUUGGUAAUCCAAUUCUUGAAGUCACUCUCGAGUCUGGUGAUUCUAUAUACCUUCCUCGUGGUUACAUUUUCCAGGCUUCUACCCCAGCCAAUUCCUACUCUUUGCAUAUUCUCAUCAGCACUUAUCAAAAGCACACAUGGGCAAAUUUCAUCUCCAUUUUAAUGCCAGCUGCUAUAAGACUGGCAAGUAAGUGUGAUAUGAAGAUGCGUGAAGGUCUCCCAGUAGGGCUACUUCGCCAUUUGGGUGGAUUUAUUAGCAGAAAUUGUGGUGGUGUUCCAAGGACAACAGAAUCUAGAAGCAUCGAGAAAAUGGCACGUGAGGCAGUUGCUGGUCGAUUGAUUGCGAUCGCUGAGCAGAUUUUAUCUGGUGGGUCGGCUGUUGCUUCUACUGGCAAAGAAGUUGAUUCCCGUAAGUCCAAAAGGAUGGGUGCCAAUGUCCCGAAUGCCUCGAACUGCAUUACAGCCAGCUCAACUACGUGCAAGUCAGAUGCAAUUAACGAAUUAUAUUCUCGAGAUCAUGUGGAUCCUCUUCUAUUGGCGGCUGACUUAAUGGCUGUUGGACUGGUCAAUGAUAGUCUACCGCCAGCACUUCAUAUAUGUAAGAAAGACAUACACGUAAAAAUAUCUGUCUUAUACCUACAGCCAGAAGGGUAUUAUUUUUACCUGUCAGUAUGA